This is a messenger RNA of Effrenium voratum, 2629 nucleotides long. The record is from the annotation of a GenBank genome assembly. NCBI's taxonomy places the organism in Eukaryota, Dinophyceae, Suessiales, Symbiodiniaceae.
CUCCACUUGCAGAACUUAGAAGUUGCUGGCCAAACAGCAUUGUUUGUUGGCCGGACCGGUGCUCAGCGAGGCAGAUGCCUCCCAACGGGAAGUCUUCCCCGGAGGGGCAAGUCUGGUCAGGUGAUGGGAAAACGCAGGACGAACUUAUGCUGAAAGACGAAUGCAUUUUGGUGAAUUACCUGGAUGAGGUCAUUGGGCACAACAACAAGUACAACUGCCACAAGUUCGCACCUGGGCAACCACGCGGUCUGCUGCAUCGCGCCUUCUCCGUCCUGUUGUUUGACCAGGAGAAUCGCUUGCUGUUGCAGCAACGGGCCAAGUGCAAGAUCACGUUUCCACUUGUUUGGACAAAUACUUGUUGCAGCCAUCCCUUGUAUGGCAUGAAGCCCUGCGAAGUGGAUGGGCCCGUGGCUGUGGCAGCCGGCGACCCUCGCGGUGUGAAGGCUGCCGCUGUGCGGAAGCUUGGCCAUGAGCUGGGCAUCCCGGCAGAAGAGCUGGAAGCUGCGCGCUUCAAGUUCCUCACCCGUGUGCACUACUGGGCCAUUGAUGUUUGCACCUAUGGCUCCGAGGCUGUAUGGGGCGAGCACGAGAUCGAUCACAUCUUGCUGUACCGCUUAAAGCCGGGCGAGAAGCUCACACUGAAGCCCAACCCAGAGGAAGUGGAGGCGACGCGCUGGCUUGGAAGAGAGGAGCUGAUUGAGGCCAUGAAGGGGGCAGGUGACAUGCCGCUGUGGUCGCCUUGGUUCCGAAUCAUCACCGAGAGGUUGCUGGAUGCGUGGUGGAAGGAUUUGGAGGCUGCAUUGUCCACGGACAAGUAUGUGGAUGUGGCCUCGAUCCAUCGUUUCGACACUGCCCCGGAGUUCCAUGGGGGCCUAGGCAAGGCCAAGCCCUUCCUGGAUGGCGUUGCCAAGGCAGAGGCAGCAGCUCUUAAGGAAGGUGGCGAGGAGGCUCGCCGGAAAGUGGCGCUGGACGCCGAACACGAAGAUCGUGUUAUUGGCUUUGUUGGUAGAGGACAAGCUGAAGUGGGUUCGUCAGCAGGUGAUGUGAAGCAGGGAGGCUAUGGAAAGGUGCCUACGCACAAGAACCCCAAGCUUGACCAGCUUCUGAGGCCCUUGGAGAUCAUCUCUGCUCUGCGGCUGAAGUGCACAGGGCUCUUGGAGAACAACCUGAAGGGCCAGUGCGAUGUUGACGUCGAGUUCUGUGAUGAUAUGCUCGGCAAGGUUUCUAGGUCAUUUGCAGCCGUGAUCCGGCAGCUGCCUACACAGCUGGGCAUUGAUAUUUGUAUUUUCUACUUGGUUCUGCGAGCCCUGGAUACAGUUGAAGAUGAUAUGGAGGCCUACAAAGGUCGAGAAAGUGAGAAGCAGAAGGAACUGAUCAGCUUUGGCGACAAAAGGCUGACGGAUCCCAACUGCAGCAUAAGAGGCGUUGGCGCAGCAGACGAGCGCACGCUCAUUGAGAACUUUGGCCGUGUGGCCAAGGUAUUUGCCAAGUUGCCUGAAGGCAGCAGGGAGGUGAUCAAGGACAUCACAGACAAGAUGGGCGCGGGCAUGGCGGAGUAUGUUUCCGCAGACCUGGCGCAGGGAACCGUGGAUCAAGCUGCCUACAACCGCUAUUGCCACAUGGUGGCCGGCCUUGUGGGCGAAGGCCUCACGAGGAUCUUCGUGUCCAGCGGCUUGGAGAGUGCAGACUUGGCAGGACAAGGUGAGCUUGUCUGGCCCUUUUGUGCUGAUCCAAAGGAGCCUUCAAAUCUGGGCCUGGCAAACUCCAUGGGCCUCUUCCUGCAGAAGACCAACAUCAUCCGCGACUACCUGGAGGAUUAUGUAGAUGGCCGAGCUUUCUGGCCCCAGUCGGUCUGGAAGACCUAUGCCUGCUCCAGUGAUCUUGGCGAGUUCGCAUUGCCAACCGCUCAUGGAGCUGGACUGGUCUUGCCAGUGAAGGCGGGUGGGGAGAUCCUGGCAAAAGGUGUCGGUGUGCAGGCACUCAUGUGCCUCAACCACUUGGUGGCAGACGCACUGGAGCUGGUUCCAGAUUCCCUGGAGUACCUGGAGAGAGUGCGGACCCCACCCAUCUACCGCUUUUGCGCCAUUCCGCAGGUCAUGGCCAUCGCCACUUUGGCGGUGUGCUUUGACAACCCCCAGGUGUUCACGGGCGUCGUGAAGAUCCGAAAAGGGCUCACAGCACGUCUGAUAGUGGCAUGCUGUGACGGCCCUGAUGCCGUUCAUUUCUGGUUCAGGCAGUUUGCUGAGGAGAUCCUGUCGUCGGUUAGGAGUGGGAAGUGUGUUGGAGCUGCUGGCCCCAUUGGCGAGAGACUCGCCAAAAGUUGCGAGCGGAUCAUUGAGAGGACGGACAAGCGGUCACAGACUUGGGCCAGCAAGCAGACGCAGAAGCGCCUGGCUUUGGGUGCUAUGACGGCAGUGGCAGUGUCCACCAUGUUUAUGCGUGCCUCUGGGCAGAGCAGCUCAAGGUGAAGCGAUCUGAUGCCUCUUGUGUGCCGUGCCGAUGUGCCGGCGGAACUUUUUGCAAGGUGCGUUUUCCAUCAGUUAUGUGGCAAUCUGCUGGUGCCUUUCACAGAGAGCGCCACGAAUGCCCUAUCCAUUUUCCAACGGCGCAAGCUCUACGUUUUGUGGAA